UCACCAUUCUUCAUCUCAUUUUCACUCACCACAACUCAGUAAGUAGUGAAGCCUAGGAAACAAUCCAAUUUUAACGAUGAGUCCCUCCACUUGGACCCUCGAGAUCGAGUCCCCGGCCCCCGCCGCAAGGCUAUUCAAGGCGGUCCUCGACUGGCACAACCUUGCUCCUAAGCUCCUGCCCAACAUCGUCGCAAGCGCCGUCGGUGUCCAAGGUGAUGGCAGCGUCGGAAGUGUCAGGCAGCUCAACUUCGCCUCAGCAAUGCCAUUUGGGUAUGUGAAGGAGCGCCUGGACUUUGUGGACUUUGACAAGUUUGAGUGCAAGCAAAGCCUGGUCGAAGGCGGUGAUCUCGGGAAGAAGAUCGAGUCAGCCUCGACCCAGUUCAAGUUCGAGCAAACCAGCAAGGGAGGGUGUGUGUGCAAGGUGGUCACAACCUAUAAGCCAUUGCCAGGAGUUGAGAACAAGGAUGAGGUAGCCAAGGGAAAAGAAGCAGUGACCGGGAUCAUCAAGGCAGCAGAGGCCUACCUCCUGGCCAACCCUGGUGCCUAUGCCUGAAGUGGUUCGGGUUUGAGCUCGUACACUUGGUGGUGUGAUAGAACUAUAAUAAGCAAGAGAUUGCUUUUGGAGUGAGCGUUUGUGAGGUUGUUCUGAUUGUUUCCAUGCUUUCGUUUCCUACGGAGUGCCUCUCUAUGGUUUUACUGAAAUAAAUAAGCCCACUGGUUUACUGUGUGUAUGCCAGAUUUGUGAAUCUUUUCACAAUGCCAUCGGUUUUACAUAAAAGUAAUUGGAAAAAAUUAUAUUUGAAAGCAGAAAAAAGGAGAAAAAA
Elaeis guineensis (African oil palm) is the source of this 824-nucleotide messenger RNA. Its product is annotated as pathogenesis-related protein 1-like. NCBI's taxonomy places the organism in Eukaryota, Viridiplantae, Streptophyta, Magnoliopsida, Arecales, Arecaceae. Gene Ontology annotation, cellular component: nucleus; cytoplasm. Gene Ontology annotation, molecular function: abscisic acid binding; protein phosphatase inhibitor activity; signaling receptor activity. Gene Ontology annotation, biological process: defense response; abscisic acid-activated signaling pathway. The record is from RefSeq and is a predicted model, not a curated record.